Danio rerio (zebrafish) is the source of this 10463-nucleotide messenger RNA. The record is from RefSeq and is a predicted model, not a curated record. Lineage: Eukaryota; Metazoa; Chordata; Actinopteri; Cypriniformes; Danionidae.
CAGAUCAGUGUUAGAUAUUUGUUUACUCCAAUGUAUUGGCGUCUUCUCAUUAUCUAAAUAUGACCAUUUUGCACCUUCUCUUUCAUAUACUAACCGAACAUCUUGAGAUAACUCAGCGUACGAUCUGCUUUGAACGCCGUCGUGUAAACAUGAGCUGCGACUACUAGCGGCGUGAAGACGAACUGUGAGUGGGACGCAAGAUGGACGCAAACUUCUGACUUUCUGUUUCUUUUUCGUUUCGUUUUGACUCGCGCGAGCUUCUCUCCUGGAAACCGAAGGCAGUAGAAAGCGCGCGCUGUCGAGUGAAUCCGAAUCCCGGUUAGAAUUUCAAUUCGGUUUCAAACGACCGUUUAUUUCAAACCGACUCGCUGGCAGCCGUUCGUUUUCACAGCCCAGCCUUUGCUGUCUUUAUGCGGAUUCGCUUCCUGGUUGCAACACAGUCACAUAGUACAAUUCAAGUCCUCCAAAACGCAGUUCAACCCGAGAGACCAGUCGUAGACAAAUAUAAUUCUCUUUAGAGCUUCCAGCGAACACUUCACCAAGAAUUAACUGAAAAUAUACUAUCGUUUUAUUCGGUCAGCAGGAAUGUCGUGAACCGCCGAGGAUUAGAAAUAUCUAAAAUAUCGAGUGCAAAGCGAGAACCUGUGAUCUAUGCCUCGUCUUCAUGGAGAAUGAGACUAAACGACCAACAGAAGGUCUCCUGGAGCCUGUUCAACUAGGCUCAGUAACCUUUACCGAAAGUAUUCUAGCUCCGCUUCAUAACAACUAUUUGUAUAAAGAAUCAAAAGAAUUUUUUACAUACAACUCAGCCCAUUUGAUCAACAAUCCUGCUUCACAACAACGGUAUGCUGCAUUUCGCUCUGAGAAACGAGAAAAAGGAUACUCUGAACAGGAACUUGAAGAGUCAUUUGGCUUCCUGUUACUUGAUGAUAUUAACAGGGCAAGGAAAGUUGGUGAAACAGGCUUGUUGGUUGGGCGAGCGAAAUGCUCCACCCUUGGAGACUCCUUGAAAGGUGUCUACAUUUCAAAAUACUCUGACUGCCUUGACCUGAAGCGGUGGUAUGAUGGCAAGACUGGCUACAUAGUGCUUUUGAAGCUCACCAAGGGCAAAGUGAAAGAGGUCAAAGACAACUACACCCAGAAUUUCACUCCUCCAACACCUGGCUUUGACUGCCAUGUAUCAGAGCAGCUUGGUGCAGUAUCUUCAACUACCAGUUCUUUCUUGGCGUUUGAGCGAACACAGUACUACUUUUAUGAGAUCUGUAAGGGAAGCAGUAAAACAGAAGCCUGUCCGAGACAUGCGUGUCCUUUUGCCAUUGUAGCAUUUUCUUAUGGGAAGAUGAGCACCUCUACAGAGUUGGAGCAAAAGAGCCAAGACAAAACAGUGUUUCAUUACAAGCCAUGGAUUGGCCAAUUUAAGAUUGAAUCCAAUGUUUAUGAUGUUGGCCUUCAGUCCACAAGCGGAGCUUGGUUUCCUACAAAACUCCCCAAGACAGUUAAAAUUGACCAUGCAAUUGGUGUGUCUGAACUCAAGAGGACCUUGCCGCGAGAAAUCUUUGAAACUUGCAUUGUGGGUGAAGUUUGCAUAGGUGGCAGAUGUUUCAACUUGUAUGACGUUGUGUCCUCUAAGGCGAAAAAUGAUCUUGCCCAAAUAGCCCAAGAGCUAAAGGAAAAAGACAUGGCUCUUGUAAUACCACUGGAAGAUUCUGGGUUCCUUAUUUUGCUACACUCUUCACACCUUUUCUCUUUUGAAGAUGCAAAGUCGGGUAAAGCAGAAGCACUUCAAGGCAUGUUUAUUUUCCCAGACUCAAGAACUGUACCAAAAGAUACCAAGACUGGUUUGCAAAACACUAAGGUGUCAACAGAAAUAAUGCAAGUCAUUCCAGCACUCAACUAUGCAGAAAUGGAGAUGGAAAAAUCUACUCAAAACCAGCAUGGGACUUCUCAGGCUCCUUUAGAAAAGCAUUUACAAGACUAUGGUACACUUUUUCACACAGAACCAUUGGACAUUCCCACCAGGGAAGCCAGUAUGUUUCCAGACCAAUAUGAUGUGCCUGGUGGUUUUACUCUAAUAUCGCCUAAAUGGACAAAGGAAACUGGCACUCGAUUAAAAUCAUAUUUUGAUGAGCCUUGUGGCUUUACGAUUCCUGUAGUGAGGGCAUUGGAGUUGCUCACUACAGGUCGAAAGCAGCGUGGAGAUGAUCAUGAUGAUGAUGUUUAUUACUAUAUAUCAUCACCUGAGGAGAUGCCACAGACUGAUGCCUUCAUUGAAACGGAGGUGACAAAACUAACAGAGGCUACCAGUGACGCCUCUGACAGGACCAUUAAUAAACUUGAUAGAGAAAAAGAUGAGCACGCUCAUUCGUCUACAGAACAACUUCAACCUGCUGUUUCAGAGAGGCUUGGGAAAUUGGGAACGGCUGUAGUUACAGCCGACAUUGUGUUAGAGUAUCCAACUUCCACAGUGUCACCCAAAUUGGGCGAUGUCCCUACAGACAAUUCUGUAAGUAUUGACACCAAUGUUGAGAAAAUAUCUAAAGGCAGUAAUAAAGGAGAUACUGAUGGAGUUUGUGUAGAUUUGUCUACAAAAAAGACUCCCAUCCAGAAUAGCACUACACCAUUAAAUACAUCUGCAGCAGAAGGUGAUACUGCUGUAGAUGGGGGGAUGGAAGAUAAUAAACAAACAGAGAAAACAGUGGCUGAUCCUAAAAAGAGAGUAAAUCGCAGACCCUUUUCAGUGCGUAAAGUGAACUCCACUGAAGUCCCUACAAAAGGCAAGACUCAGACUGAGACUCUGCACGCUGAUGACACCAAUCAGAGACCACAUUCGACUAGGAGCGGGAAAGGAUACAAGAAAGAUUUUGUUAAACAAAAUAUCAGUAAAGCCAGACAGGACAAGAACCAGGAUUCUUUAUUAAAUGUGUCAACUGAAUCAGCAAGUGAUCAGAGUAUAAAAGAUGAGACAAGUCUUUCAAAAAACAACUGGCGGUCUCUUCCAAGGCGUAAAAGAUUGUGGAGUCCUGAUGCCACUCUGAAACGUUCUUUAAGAUCAAAUACUGCAAAGAAUGAAAAUGAGUCUAUAGCAGACCCUCACCAUGAUGACACAAAGAGAAGUCUGCCUAGUGUUCCAAAGAGGAAGAUGGAAGGAUGUAACUUGAGGGAACGAUAUGGUCUAAAGACCAUAAUCACAAACUGUGGCAGAGUCUUUGUUCCACACGGUUCAGAUGUUGACGGAAAGUCUGCAAAUAAGAGGCAAAAUGAUAAAAUGCAAGAUGAAAGUGACACAAAAUCUAAAACAGUUUCUCCUGUGGAGAACAAGUCCAUAGAAAUGGUGGAAAGUAAAGAAGAAUCUCCCUCAUCUGAGAAGGUAGAAUUGCCCUCUAAAGAUCCAGUGGUCAAUGAUGAUGAAGACCCAAAGGACAGCCCUUCAACUGAAAUGCCAAGUGCUCUCUUGUCAGCAUUAAAGAUUUUGAGAAAACUUCACCAAAACAACCCAUUAGAACUUGACAAACGUCAAAAUCCAUUUCCAGAAAAAUCUAUGAAUACUACGUCAAAUGAGACCAUAGGCCUCCAACAAACAAAUAAAGACAAUCCAGUUGCUGUUCAAGAAGAUGCUACUUCCAGUCCUCCCAAUGUUUCUGAACAAUCCAAGGACUCGGAUCCUAAAGUUUCCUCCCCUGACAAAAACAAGAAGAAAACAAAACACACUGUGUACAGUGCAAUAUCUAUAAGCAAAUUAAAAACUGUACUCCGAAGGGGAAACCAGGUGAAAUCUACUUCCCCCAGCGAUGGUGCAAAGUCUGAAGCAGAUAACCCAGAAUCAAAAAGGCAAAAGUUGAACUCUGCCGGGGGUCUGCUGUAUGAUAUUGCCAAGAAUAAGUUGAAAAACAAAAUGUCACAACCCAGGAAUGAUGAGGCACAACAUACGCCAAUGAAAACUGUGGACUUAACCAAACAAGCAGUGUCUUGGAGAGGUCUUAUUUCCAAGACCCAAAAAGAAAAUGGGUCCCUCAAUUUUGACCCAUCAGCAUCUUUUGAAAUAGCUAAACACACUGAACAGCAGCUCAUAUCAUCGCUUAUUGGGGAUAGGGUGGGAAGGAGAAGAAUUAGCAUUGAUGGCAAAGCCAGCACAGAGAGACUGAGCACAGGUCCAUCUCUGCCCUCAGAUGCUCUGAGUUUACUGGCUGACUUGGCUCUUGGUUCAAGUAAUGAUAAAAUGUUAACAAACCUAGAAGCCAAAACUGGCCUGGAAGCCAUUGAUGUAGUCAAGGCUAGUGGCUCCCCUGAGUCAGUCCUUCAUGCUCUGCUUCGUUGUCCAUCUGCCAGGUUUAAGUUACCCCCCAGGUCUCCUUUUCCAGAAAGUCUGUUAGCGACUGGGGAACUAAUUUUGGAAAUCUCAAAAGAGCAUUCUUACUCACAGUCCACCUCUUCGCUGUCAGGUCCGUCAUCUCAAGUUUCUUCGCUAUCUGGAUGUGUAGAAUCACCACUUUCAUUGAAAAGUGGGCUUCUUCUUAACAUGCCCAAAGAUUGUGUGGUUCCAUUUCAUCAAGAGGACAGAGGCAAAACGGAGUGGAAGCAUCUGAUUUCUCCAAAUAAGCCAGUGCCAUCGGUCUUCAAGACAAAAACUAGACGACCAAAAAUUUUACGCAACAGAUGCAUCAUUGAAAAAGAGGGAAAGAUUGAAGUGAUGAGGACUUGGAAAGAAGCGUAUGAUUUUAAAUAUGACAGCAAGUUCACCAAUGACAGUCUAGACAAAACUGUCUCACGAGCACUUCAUGGGAAAUGGAACUUCAAUAUUGAAGACACCUUUGAGGAUGUUCAUCUCAUUUUUCACAUGUGGAUUGGUCUUUUCUAUAGUAAAUCCACUUCCAGAUUAUUUCACCUUGAAAAUAGUACUAUACUUCCAAAGGGGAAGGAUAUAGAAAAGGUCCAUCUGGAUAAAAAUGCCAUUCAGAGUGCGGUGUCAUUGCUCAAUGUUGAGUUAAACACGAAAGAAGGCUCGCCCAAGCCUGCACAUCUGUCAUCAGGGGUUUUAGAUCUAUCUGUGAAAAAUGGUGAGCCCGUGACUCCCUGUUCAAUCUCAGAUCAAAGCAGAACAAAGGACACCGCAUCAGAGCCUGUGGGAAUAUCAUCUAAAAAACAUGAAACGCCAACAAAGCAUUCAUCUGCUGGGACAAGUGGCUCCCCAAGUCAAGUUGAAGCCUUGAUGAAUUACAGAUCGGCUGUUGACACGCCACAGGAAAAGUCAGUGCCUGACAGUGACACGGACACUGAUGAAGAAAAUGAUAUCGCCACUGACCACUCCUAUUCUCAGAUUAUGGAAGGAAACAGUGCGUACACCCAGUUGUGUGAUCAAGCAUCAAAUAUGAGAAUAGGUGUCCGGAUACAUCUGCCAAAGAUCAGAAGCGUUUCAAAUAACAAAGCAUCCACUUCGGAUCCUAAAAAAAUCUGUGUGUUCCAUCAAGUACUUAAACCGGCAGAAUUCUCAAGUCCAAGUCGGCUGAUUUUGGGACAGAAACAUUUUGAUUUAAGUUUAAAUAACAAAACUGACCAUGCAACACAGCAAAAGAAAGAUGUGUCUGACAGUUCAGACAGUAAAGGGAUUUUUAGAUCACAUGGAAUGAAAGAAGGUUGCCCAAAAAAUAUGGCUGACGGAAAUCUUGACAAGACUUCAGAAUUUAAAACUGGAGACACAGCCUCUGUUUCUUUACAAAAACAGAGUCCAUCUGCAACUGCAGAGAUUGAAAAGGUCUCUGAUGAAGAUAUCCUGAAUGAACCUCUGACGAUUGUGGAAAACAUGACUUCUGAAAUGCCUAACCAAAUUCAGACUAGUGCUACAAAGCAUAAAGAGGCUGCACAAGAUCUCAAAGUUUAUGCAUAUAAGGUUGAUGACCCGAGAGAUGCUUCAACACUUGAGACAAGCAUUGAAGAGCAUAAUGAGACAUCAGAUGCAAAUGAUGAGCUAGAUUACACAAAUGUUGAUGAGUUGAGUGAUAUUUCAUCAGAUGAGACAAGAGUUGAAGAGCAUAACGAGACUUCUAGUGCAAAGGAAGAUCUUAAACCUGUACUUGAUCAGAAUGAUCGCGCAAAUACAGAGGAUAACCAGAAAGUUGCUUCAUCAAAUGAGACAAGUGUUGAAGAGCAUUUGACAGAGAGCACAAAUGCUGUUGACCAUGCUGACGAGCAAAGAGAUGUUUCAUCAGAUGAGACCGGAGCUGAAGAGCAUAAUGAGACUGCUAGUGCAAGGGAAGAUCUUAAGCUUGUGCAUGAGCAGAAUGAUCACACAAAUACGGAUGAUGACCUGAAAGAUGCCUCAACACAUAAGAUUACUGUUGAAGAGCAUAAGGAAACUUCUAAUGCGAAUGGAGAUCUGAAAGACGGUUCAACACAUGAGAUUAUCAUUGAAGAGCAUAAGAAAACUUCUAAUGCAAAGGAAGAUCUUAAACCUUUGCAUAAUCUGAAAGAUCCCACUACUGCGAUUGAUGAGCUGAAAGAUGCUUCAUCAGAUGGGACUAAUGAUAAUAAUAUUUCUAAUGACCAAGAAUAUCUUGUUCUGAAAGUUCAGUCAAAUGCAGUUAACACAUCAUCUCAUGUGCUUGGCGAGAAUGAUACUGAAGAGCAUGUAGAAAAGAAAGAAGGUUAUACAGGUGAGGAAAUGAUGCAAGAAGAUAAGAUAAAGUCAAAGGAAAGGGCUAAACUGAAUGGCAGUGAUACUGAACAUGAGACAUUCACAGCAAUGGGAGAACAUCCAGAUGGGUUUAUUUUGCAUCUGAAUGAUGACACAAACAGUCUUGAUAUGGAAUUCAGUAAUGAGAAUGAUUGUGAUAUGAGUAGCAAUAAUGAUAUGAAGAUGCAAAAGAGUAAAAAGCAACCUAUGACACCAGAGGAGGCAAGCCUUGAAUAUAAUAUCCUUCAAGAAUUUGCUAAUGAUUCAUGCUCAGAUGAGGAUCAACCCAUGCCUGUUCAAGGUAAACAAACCUCAGAUUCUACUAUUGAUCCUUUUAGAUUAAUAAAAGACCAACAUGAUUUCAAAAUCCUUGAGCAGAAUUUAGUGGCCUCAAAUGAUGUUCUUGACACUUGUCAGUAUGAUUCAAAACAAACAAGUGCUGUUGAAACCACUAAAUUAGAUCUUAUUCUAUCAGAAACAGAGGACGAAGAGGAGGUAGGCCAACAAGAUGUAUCUGAAGCCAGAAGGGAGGAGGAUACACUUGUUGAGAAGAUUGAGACACAAUCCAUUCAGCGUUUGUCUCCCAAAAUUGGUGUAUCUCUCCCCAAAACAGUGACUGAAUCUACUAUUGAAAUGUUUGCUCCUCAAGAUUCGAAGAAUGACAAACCUUCAGAAUUGGAGAUAAACAGCAUGUGCUCUACUCCUACUCAAGAUGAAAUUCCUGAAAUAUGUUAUCCAGAAGUAAACAAAGAGUUGAGGGUAGAAGAUCUGGACAGAAAACUGUGCUUUCCUGACAAAACUGUAGCUCAUCACAAUGAUGUGUUGCCACUUGAAAGUCUUGAAAGCUCCCAAACUUGUGUUUCUACCCCUAAGCCAUUUUCUGAUCUGAUGGGACAUUAUGAAGAAACCCAUCAUGAUGAACCAAGGUGGAAGAUGAGCAAAUGCCCAGAAGCAGAGGCCUUUAAAGAUAAAUCUGAUUCAACUACUGAGGAUUCGUCCAGUGAGGACUCUUUCCAGUUAAGACACAAACUCUGUCCCAACUACCAUGAAAAAGAUAACAAGAAAUAUGACUUCCGACAGGGUGCAUCUCAAAAUGAUUCAGAACUAUUUUAUGGUCAUGAUAACGUAGAUGAUUAUUAUGACUAUUACCAUGGAACUGAUGAAGGUUUACAAUGGUAUGAUUACCAAACAGAGGAACCAGUUGUUCAUCCACGUGAAAGCGACUUUAGUGGUGACUAUGAGCCACCCACUUGUUCACAGCAAAUUGCAUCUGAAAGCGAGUAUUUUUAUAAGCACAAAAAGCGAGCAAGGAAGGAGAUGGAUGAGUAUUGUUGGGAGCCAAACUACAAAAUCGAGCCCAAAUAUCCAAUAAAGGUUACUUGUACUACUGACUAUGCAAAAAAGAAAAAGUCUAGAAAGAGUGAAUUUCGUCGACAUUCUGAAUGGGACGAUGAUGACACUUCCAAUAGUUUUGUGGACUACAGCAUCAGAAAAACUUCAAGCUCUGAAACUCAUCGAUCAGUGCCAAAUAGAAUCACCGUUAGUUCUCAACCAUCUUCCAGUAAGCAACAAUUUGACUGGCGGGCGUAUUUCAGAAGGGAGGCAACUUCCAAUCAGCUAUUAGAUGCAUGUGAAAGGGAUAACAAAUUUGAUGUCCCACCCUCAUCCAUUGUCACCGUUUUAGAUAGGAAAGGAUACCGCGUAACAUUCAGUAACUCUCCCACAGCCAAACCAUCUUUUGCUGCCGUCAGUGGAAGUAGUUCAAAUAAAACUUUCGAAGACUCUUUUAAUCGUUGGCAAGAACAACAGAGUAUGGCUGAUGGGACCCGGUCUACGGUUGAUUGCGAGUACCUCAUCUUCUCUGAUCAAAUGAAUCAGGUUCUUAAGGAUAGUAAGAGCCCUAUUAUUUCCACACCACGUUGUCGGACAAAUCCUGAAUCGUGUGGCAUGACUGUUCAAUUUUCAAAUCUCAGUGAAAAUGAAAGCACUGAUGAACUUAAAGCACAACCUUUUCUUUCGGAUUUUAAACUGAACGUGGACUUGUCCGAAAGGAAAGGGAUGAGGGAGUCUGUAAAAACCAGCAAACCACAUUUCCAAAAACUGUUCUGUGGAAAAGCCAAUAUCGAGGAGUUUGCAGGCAUUUCUGAAAUAACAGAGCAAUGUGCUGUUGCUUACAAGUCCAGGAUGAAAGAAGUCUGCAGUGGGAAGAAUCUUCCACCUCCAACCAAGGCACUCAAGAGGAAAUACAAUCGAGAGCGCACUGGCCAACAUCCUCGAUCUUCUGGUCGAAUCAAGAAAGAUGUUUUUGACAGUCCUCAAGAGAAUCUGAAGUCUGUUGUGAGGCAGGCAUCCAAGAAAAAAUACAGAUUCUAUAUUCAUGGAACGUCAACAGAUACUUUCUUUGAAGAAACCAAGAACCUGAUGGAGAGUGAGGGCCAUAUGCCAGUUGAGCCAGACAACUUCAACCUCGAUGGUGAGGAUCAACCUCUUCUCAUUAUACUGAGGAAUGAGGACAUUGCAGAACACAUAUGUGAGGUCCCUCAUUUACUGGAACUGAAGAAAUCGCCCAGUGUUCUAUUUGCUGGCAUCGACCGACCUGAUGACGUGGUGAACUGCACUCACCAAGAGCUUUUUGCUAAAGGAGGCUUUAUAAUGUGUGAUGAACUGGCUCUUAACGCACUCACUCUAGAUGACAUGAAGAAACUUGUGGGCAUCCUGGAGGAGUUAGACAAGCAAGGCAAAUGGAAAUGGUUUCUGCACUAUAGGGACAGCCGCAGGCUUCGGGAAAGCGCAAGGUCCAGUCCUGAGGCAAACAAGAAGCAACAGUUCAUUGAUUUUUGUCAGAAAGCUGGCGUAAUCGAGGUCUUGCCCUAUCACGACUGUGAUGUAAUAUCACGGGAACGACCGGACUACUUCUUCUGUCUGACUCGUCUCCAGAUUCAAAACGCCUCUGUACGGUUUCCAGUGUUCAUUACAGAAACACCAAGUGAAGCUUUUGGUACCAAUGGGAUUUUAAGCAUGAACAUUUACACAUUCACACGCAUCCUUUCAAAUGAUACCUGUUCUGUGUCAUGAAUUAUGUUGUUGUUUUUUAAUCAAAUCACAUUUCUUACCAUUGGUAAGUACACUUUUGUUCAGAAAAAAUAAUUUAUUGUUUAUCGUAAAUAUUUAACCAUAUAUCUUCAACGCACAUGUAAUUUCUCACAAUCGAUAAGCUUUCCAGUGAGAGCUUUACUGUUUGUAAUAAACUAAAAGUGUAAAUGUAGGUCAUGGAAAUAUUUUAGAAAGUUUUAACCUAACUUAGCUUUUUAUAGAUGAAAUUGACUGAAACUCUAAUAAAUGACCUGAUUUAGUAUUCAUUGUUGUUCAUCUUUCUGCUUUGUGAAAACAUUCAGUAUUGUUUUAGCUGUUGCAUCCAUUGUGUUGUUUAUUUGUAGAGUGUUUUCACAUUGCAUCUGUGUACAAACUUAAAACUUCAAAUUUAUUGAGUCAUUUGUGAGAUAUGACUGGAACUUCUGUAUAAUUACUAUACAUUUGUUUCUCUAACAAGAUUUAAAUGCAGAUAAAAGAUCCUGAUUUGUUAUAUUUCACAAUAUGAUUAUAAGUUCAUUUGUUGGUCUGGUUUACACUAUUUUGUAAAAGUCUGUAAUAGUUCCACACUGUGUUUGAUAUAUUCUGACUUGCUGCUGUUUAAAAAGAGUUAAGCAUUACUGGAUGGAAAAGAAAUCACAACUACUAUAUACUUUCCUACAGUUUAUAUAAGAUUUAUUUUUACAUAAAUUAGACGAGACCAUUA